GACACGAGACUCUCGGCCGCGCUUCCUUCCGGUCGCGGCUGCCUGCGCCGCCUUCGGGAACUCGGUCGGCAACGCCUCCCGGGCUCUGGCUUUCUGGCUAUCCCGGGGAGCGUCAUGGUGCCCCUCUCGGCGCGCCUUCUCUUGCAGCGCGGGCGACCCAAGAGCGACCGACUGGGGAGGAUCCGGAACCUGGACCUGUCCGGGCUGCAGCUGCUCACGGAGCACCUAGACCCCAAGCUGUUGAGCCGCCUGCAGCAGCUGCAGGAGCUCGACCUGACCGACAACCAGCUGGAGACGCUGCCGCCCGAGCUGGGCCUGGUGCACCUGCGCGUGCUGCGCUGCGCCAACAACCAGCUGACCGACAUCACGGCCUUCUGCCAGUUCCCGCUUCUGGAGGAGCUCUACGUGGAGGGCAACCCUUUCCUGACGGUCAGUGACAACUUCAAAGUGUGCUUUCUCCUGCCCAAGCUUCGCAAGCUCAAUGGCAAGGACACCUCCUCAACUUGCACUCAGGUGCAGAGCCUGAACCGCGAGCUGACCAACAGGGUCACGGCUCACUGGGAGAAGUUCAAGGAGACCCUGGGCCCAGGGAAGGAGACCAAGAAGGUGCAGGCCGACUUUGUUAAGUCUGCAGUCAGGGAUGUCCGCUACGGGCCCCAGUCCCUCAGCGCCUUCACCCAGUGGCGGGUGCAGAUCAUCUCCGAGGAGCUGGUGGCCGCCUGGGGGGCACAGGGGGACAGCAUCCCAGAGAAGCCCCCACAAGCUGCAGCUGCUGGCAAGGCCAAGGCCAAGCAGACGGCCUUGAAGCGGCCAGAUGACGUCCCAGCAGGCCCGCCUACCCCCAAACGGGUGCGCACCUCCCAGUCCGCCCAGAGGGAGGGAAGCCCCACAGGUUCGGACAGCGAGCCUGCCCUGAAGCUGGAGCCGCUGCACUUCCUGCAGUGCCACAGCAAGAACAACAGCCCUGGAGACCUGGAGACCCAGUUGUGGGCCUGCGCCUUCGAGCCGGCCCAGGAGGACGGGCCCUCAGGGGCCAUGUCCCAGACCGUGGCCACCUGCGGCGGGGAGGCGGUGUGCGUGAUGGACUGCCAGACUGGCAUCGUGCUGCACAAGUACAAGGUGCCAGGCGAGGAGUUCUUCUCGGUAGCCUGGACAACCCUGACAGUGGUCACACAGGCAGGCCACAAGAAGCGCUGGAGUGUGCUGGCGGCCGCGGGCCUGCGGGGCCUGGUGCGGCUGCUACACGUGCGUGCCGGCUUUUGCUGCGGGGUCAUCCGGGCCCACAAGAAGGCCAUUGCUACACUCUGCUUCAGCCCAGCUCACGAGAGCCACCUCUUCACCGCCUCCUAUGACAAACGGAUCAUCCUCUGGGACAUCGGGGUGCCUGACCAGAACCAAGAGUUCCAGGCGAGGCAGCUGCUCACACUGGACACCACCUCCAUUCCCCUGCGCCUGUGCCCUGUCGCCUCGUGCCCGGAUAACCACCUGCUGGCCGGCUGUGAAGGCGGCUGCUGCUGCUGGGAUGUGAGGCUAGACCAGCCCCAGAAGCGACGCGCCUGCGAGGUGGAGUUCGUGUUCUCCAAGGGCACAGAGGCCCCAAGCCGGAGAGUAGACGGGCUGGCCUUCGUGAAUGAAGAUGUUGUGGUCUCCAAGGGGAACAGCCUGGGCACCAUCUGCCUGUGGAGUUGGAGCCAGACGUGGAGUGCCAGGGGCAGCCGCUCCGCAGUGCCCGUGGUGGUCCUGGCCUGGCUGCAGUGGUCUUCCACCAACCUGGCCUACUUCUCACUCAGCACCUGCCCAGAGAAAGGGCUGGUGUUGUGUGGGGACGAGGAGGGCAGUGUGUGGCUCUAUGACAUCAGGCACCUCCUGAAGCAGCCGCCCGCACAGCCAGCAGCCCCGCAAGCCCCAAGCCAGAUCCUCAAGUGGCCCCAGCCCUGGGCGCUGGGCCAGGCAGUGAGCAAGACCAUGGUGAAUGCAGUGGUGGCCGACCCCACCUUCAGCUACCUCACAGCUCUGACGGACUCCAACAUUGUGGCCAUCUGGAGGAGGUGCUAGUCUCCACAGCGCACCAGCCACAGCCACGCGACCUAACUUAUUGAGCAUUUGGGCAAACUAGAGGGUCUUUUUAUGCCUAUUUUUGUUAUUAAAUUCUUCCCUGUGGAGAGGCCUGAGGGAGCUGUGUA
This is a messenger RNA of Ochotona princeps (American pika), 2183 nucleotides long. It is a transcript of the gene LRWD1, whose product is annotated as leucine rich repeats and WD repeat domain containing 1. Gene Ontology annotation, biological process: chromatin organization; establishment of protein localization to chromatin. Gene Ontology annotation, molecular function: protein binding; chromatin binding. Gene Ontology annotation, cellular component: nuclear origin of replication recognition complex. The record is from RefSeq and is a predicted model, not a curated record. The coding region runs from base 115 to 2055 and encodes 646 amino acids. The transcript is spliced from 15 exons. NCBI's taxonomy places the organism in Eukaryota, Metazoa, Chordata, Mammalia, Lagomorpha, Ochotonidae.